AUGCCUAAAUCGGAUGAUCCACGUAAAAUACACAUGGAUGAAGCGAAAAGACGUGCAGGAAUUCCAGUUGAAUUUGACAAACUUCUUAUUGAUUCAUUGAAACUAGCAUUUCAGAAGGAAGAUAUUGAUUUUGAUGAUGAUGCCAUGUUACUUGAAUGUUACGAAAAACAUAACAAAACUCUUCAGGAAAAUAUACCAUCUGAACGUCUUUUGGUAUAUCAUAUUGGAGAUGGUUGGGAACCAUUGUGUAGAUUCUUGAAUGUGGAUGUACCAGCUAAUAUACCAUUUCCCGAGACCAAUCAUCAGGCUGACCUGCAAAAGCUAAGGGAUUUGACGAAGAAAUUUGGAUCGAUUGAAGAAGUUGCUAGAAUUCAUCCAGGAAUUGUAUAA
Schistosoma margrebowiei is the source of this 390-nucleotide messenger RNA. The record is from the annotation of a GenBank genome assembly. NCBI's taxonomy places the organism in Eukaryota, Metazoa, Platyhelminthes, Trematoda, Strigeidida, Schistosomatidae.